Penaeus chinensis is the source of this 7102-nucleotide messenger RNA. It is a transcript of the gene Oatp74D, whose product is annotated as solute carrier organic anion transporter family member 74D-like. Gene Ontology annotation, cellular component: membrane. Lineage: Eukaryota; Metazoa; Arthropoda; Malacostraca; Decapoda; Penaeidae. Gene Ontology annotation, biological process: transmembrane transport; sodium-independent organic anion transport. Gene Ontology annotation, molecular function: protein binding. The record is from RefSeq and is a predicted model, not a curated record. The transcript has 13 exons. Bases 960 to 3668 code for a protein of 902 amino acids.
GCGAGAGAACCUGCGCGUCAGUAUGUGUGUGGCGGCAGAGGAGGAAGGAGGUGCGGGGCGCUCCAAGGCCCAACGCCGCUGACCCAACGCUUACGGGGCUGUUUUUCUGAUCAACCGCUUGAGGGCCUGUGCUCCAAAGUGCCGUCGGGAACCAGCGGAAGCAGGUGUAGCUGGCGCUCGCUGCUGUGCCUAUAUUUUCUCUGAUUUUUUUAGAUGUUUAUAGAGAGAGAUGUCCAUCUGAUUCUUUAAAAUAUAGUGCUGGAUUUAAGGGAAAAAAUAACGUUAUUUGUCUCGGGAAUAAACAAAGAGAGAAAAUCUUUAAGAUUAAAAAACAUAAAAUCUGUGGGGCGAAGUGAGACUACGAAACAGAGAGAGAGAGAGAGUGAGCUACAAUUAAAAAACGCAAGGAGAGAGAGAGAGAGAGACCGAAGGUGUAUGGGCAACCGUAUUGUCGAGUCGAGCGGCACCUAGCAACGCGUACUUUGUCUGCCUCAGCUCUGAUUCACCGCAAAACUUGCUGUCCUCGCUCCCUUGUGGUCUCGCGGCCGUGUCACACCCGCUCGGAUCAUCCUCGGCCGACGAGAGGCCGCCACUUCCUUUUUCUCCUUUUCUUCCCUCCUCCCUUCUCUCUCCGUCCAGAAAAAUCUGCCUCGCUCCCCGCCUCUUUGAUCCUCGGAACGAGUGCGUGCGUGCGUGUGCGCUCGACCGCGCGCGUGUGCGUGUGUUCGCGAACCCCGCUGUGUAUGGUGGGUGCGGCAGCGGCGGCGAAGACACCCCGAAUUCGCGGCACCCGACCGAGCCUGGAUUGUUAUCUACGUAGCGUCGCAGUCACCAGCUCCGAAGUUAGGUAUCCCAGCCUGUCGUAAAAGACGAUUAACCGAGGGCGCCGCCAUAGGAUUGAAAUAUUUUCUACAACAGCUCUAUACACCAAUCAGAAAACAACAAUAAAUACAGGCGCCAUGGUGGGCUCGGUCACGCGCUGGGAGCCUGGCGUGGGGGGGGACCAGCAACACCUCGCCGUGACGGACCACGUGGCUGGCCUGGACCCGCCCAUUAUCCCGCUCUCGUUGCCCACACUGCCACGCCCCCUGCCUAGUCACGCCCACACACCCCGACCCGCAGAGGAUCUCGACGGAAGCGUCGAGGAAACGCCGUGUCUGGAGGAGCACCGACGCGGGCGUGACCGCACGACGUCGCCGCGCCACGCGCCCUCGCAGCCGCCCGCGAGCGCCCGCCCAGAGAGCCUGCCCGGCCUGGACGCUCCCGUGAACGGCCGCCAGCACAACCACCACCGCGCCCCGGCGCCUACGACCUCCAGCGCGCACGAAGCGCAUCCCGGCAGCGCCGCCCACACCUCCACCAACGGCACGAGGAGGCGGCCGCCGCCCGUCCUGCCGCCCGCCCUCGCGACGCCUGACGCGUGGGGCGAGCCGGAGGAGACGGCGCCCCUCACGCCCGCCACCAACGGGGAAGUGGCCCGGCGCGGGCUAAACGGCGUCGUGGUGAAGAAGAUGGCGCCCGUAGAGGAGGCGGUGAUGGAGGAGGAGGUGGAAGAGGGGGAGGAGGCAGCGCUCCGGGACGAGGAGGAGGUGGAGGAGGAGGAGCUCAAGUGCGGACUCGGCCCUUGCUGCACGCCCGUGUGGGUGCAAAAGUACGCGAGCAAACAGAUGUUCUUGUUUGUGUUCUGUUUAACUUCAGUGUUACAAGGAAUGUAUUAUACGUAUGUGGUUAGUAUCCUUACUACUAUAGAAAAGUUGUUUCAGUUGCAAAGUAAGACGACUGGAAUCAUCCUCAGUGCUACGGAAAUGGGCCAAAUAGGCGGUGCUCUGUUGCUCACCUACUACGGGGGCCAGGGACACAGACCCAAGUGGAUAGGCUGGGGCAUCAUUCUGUUCGCCUUCUUCGCCUUCUUCUCGUCCCUCCCGCACUUCCUCUUCGGCGACAUCAUCCUCAAGAGGUUCCAGGACUCAACACCGUCCCAGGAUAACCCGCUCGAGUCCGCCAACACGUGCGAGGUGCCCGGCUGGAGCGCCCCCGAGCUGAACGCGUCCCUGGCGGCGGCGGGGAACGCCACCAACGACAGCUGUGAUUCCCCCGACAGCCUGAGUCAGGCGGUCAUGUCCAUCCUGUUCCUGUCGCUCCUGGGCGUCGGCAUAGGCCAGACGGCCGCCUACAACCUGGGCAUUCCGUACAUCGACGACAACAUCGCCAGCAGAGAGUCGCCCAUUUACUUCGCUGUGACGAGUGGCGUGAGGAUUCUCGGUCCAACGCUGGGCUUCGUCCUGGGGUCCUUCUGCACUCGGCUCUACGUGGACCCCUUCCAGGACCCCAGCUUCACGCCUAACGACCCCAGAUGGAUAGGAGCUUGGUGGCUAGGCCUGGUGGUGGUGUCCGUGGCGCUGUUCCUGACGAGCCUGGCCAUGUUCUCAUUCCCGCACCGCCUGCCGUUCACGCCCGCCCAAGCCAGCCCCGCCCACCAGCAGGCACUCAACCCUUCCAACCCGACGGCACCGCCCUGCAACCCGUCGCUCAGAGAUUUCCCCCGAGCUGUGCGCCGUCUCCUUGGCAACGACAUCCUGAUGCUGAGGAUGGCCAGCAGCGUCCUGCACAUCCUCCCCAUCUCCGGCCUCUACACCUUCCUGCCGAAGUACCUGGAGAGUCAGUUCCGCUUGCCCGUCCACAGCGCCGCCAUGGUGUCAGGUAUGGGCGGGAUUAUGGUGAUGGGCGUGGGCAUCUUCACCAGCGGCGUUUUCAUAAGGCGAGCCAAGCCCUCCGCCCGCGCCGUCUCAGGGUGGAUCGCCCUCACCGCCCUCGUCUAUGCCCUGGGGAUGGUGAUUCUGAUGUUCGUGGGCUGCCCGGUCGAGGACUUCGUGGGCCUCGAGAGUGGACCUAACGGCAAGCAUUUCGUGCAGGUGUGCAACAGGACCUGCGGGAACUGUGACGACAGCGCCUUCGCCCCGGUGUGUGGGACGAACGCGAGGACCUACUUCUCCGCCUGCCACCUCGGCUGCUCCAACGUCACCAAUUUAAAGGAAGAAAAUAAACUGGUGUUCUCAGACUGCGAGUGUCUUCCCGAGGGAGAAACAGCUGUUCUGAGGCUUUGCGAACUCCAAUGUUCCAACUUUACCUGGUAUGUUAUUAUAUUUUCCAUCUUCGUAUUGAUACAUUCCACAUCAGAAGUCGGUGGCAUGCUGGUCACCCUUCGCUGUGUUGAUCCCAAAGACAAAGCAAUGGCUCUUGGUCUCAUCUCCGGUGCUAUUGGUCUAUUCGGUAAUGUGCCAUGUCCCAUUAUAUAUGGUGCUGUGGUAGACUAUGCGUGUAUUCACUGGCAGGAGACUUGUCAUGAGCCAGGUGCAUGUCAGCUAUAUGACACUGAUAUAUUUAGAAUGUUCUUCCAUGGUAUCACAGGUAGUGUGAUGAUGUUGGCAUUUAUCGUGGAUGCAGUGGUGUGGUACAGGGCCAAGUCCGUGUCCUUCACCGACAUGGACGACACGUUCGAGGAGGCCGCGUCCAUGAGCCACAAGUCGGUGUCGCGGUCCCCGUCCACGGCCAUGAUCACCAUCCAGUCCCCCACGACGUCCACGGCGCAGGAUGUCUCUCCGAAGCUGUCGCCGAGUGAGGGGGAGCCUUCCGUCAGUCACGAGGACCAACCUGUAUCGAGUGUGUGAUAGGAAGGAAAGAAUUCUUGAGGAAUAUUAAAAAAAAAAAAAAAGAGAAAAAAAAUAUAAAUCCCAUUUCACUGAAGUAAAAAGAAACAUUAUAUUCAUCCACAUAAUUGCCAACAUAGUGCCACAUUAUCUUCACUAAUUUUCAUGGACUGGAAGCAUGAUAAGGCAUGGCUCAACUCCUGUAUAUCUCGGCAUGUGAUGAACCGUCAUUUCUUAUAAAGUCUUCAUUUUUGUAUGUAUCCAUAUGUAACUAAGCCGAGUUACACUUUAUGACAGACUAGUCUUGACUUCCAGGAGUGGCUGGUCUUGAAUGCUCCCCGAUCCUUUAUUUCUGUGAUGAGAACCAACUUUCACCUUUCAUGUAGUACCAUUAAUUAAUAAAGACUGGAGAGACAUUGUAACCUCGCAAGCAGUGAAAUCAAGCCUGACACAGUUCUUAACUGUCGCAUCGCUCACAGUGAAUCCACGUUCAGAAAUCUAGGACUGACCAAGGGACUGGGAUAGAGAGAUAUCAGGACAAGGAUAUUCUCAGUGUCUUGGAUCAGCUGGUACUCAACUUGCCAAUUUUUGAAAAGUUGGAGCAGAAUGAUAGUGUGUCAUCUGUACAUAUAAAUAUAUUUAGAAAAUGCUAGUAUAAUAAGAGCUUUCAUGAAUGAUUGUCGUUGUCUUCAGAAUAUAAAACUUGUACUAAUGCUCCGUUGCAUCAUCUGCAACCGGAGCGAUUUAUUGACAAGAUGUACUUUAGCCUUGGUUAUGUUAUGUCAUGAAUCUCAUUUUUAUUCGAUUUUUUUUUUCUCUAGUACACUAGAUUUAGUGUCAAAGAUCCCUUGGCUGAUAGAAGACAAAAUUUUAAGUUAACUAAUGCUUUUCAAAUAUUUUAUAGAUGAAACUACAGUAUAUACAAACUAUUAUAACCUCACAACAACUGAAAUGAUUCUUUAAAUCCACAUAACCAAGCGGGAGUUUUAUAAUGCACGUUGUUUUUAACUUUUUUAUAGGUUUUAGUAAAUCCUAAAAAGUUUCACUAGCUAUUGCUCAAUAUUUAAAUAGAAUAUAAGGAAUGCAAUACAACUAGCUAGUUACUAGUCUAAUAAAAGGCAUUCUGUUGUUCCUGUGAUGAACCUCUAUUUUAGGGUUUAUGAAAUGAGUAUACAGCAUAUUCACUAAUGUAAAGUAUUUCGUUCACGUUAAUGUCAUAUUUGGCAGUGCGCUAAACGAAUAUGUUUUCAUUCAGUUAAUAAAACUGUAGUUCGUAAAAUUAAAUGACCAUCGGUGACGCGUUUCCCACCCAUAAAUCAGUUUUUGUGAGGUUGUACUGUAUAAGGAAGGUAGUACUGUAUUCUAAACUGGAAAAUGCUAUGGCUUAUUUUCCAUUAAAGUAGCAAAGAGAGGUUGUGCUUGUAAAACAUUAAUUUGAAAUGUUAUUUUAUUAUUCAUCAGAUUAAUUACAAAAAAAAAAAAAUAAAGAUAUGUAUUGUGCUUUUCUUUUUGAACAAAACCAUUUGCUAAACGUGGCACAGAAUAUGUAAUUAUCAUAGGUGCAUUAUGUCCUCUUAUGGACGUCAGUUAUAGUGUGUAGUGACAGCCGUUGAAAGCUUGGUUUGAAUUGGUUCCAGAGCUUUCAACAUAACUUCGGAUAGAAUUUAGAUUUUUAUGUAUUUCAUGUCAUUAUUUUUAUUUAUUUUCUCUAUUAGUAAUGGCAGUUCCAACACCUGAAUUCCAAUAAUAGUUGACCAUUUUUGUCUGUUACAAUUUUUAAAAAUAUUUUUAUGAAGAAUAAGAUGUUGUGCCUCUUAGUAAAAAAAUAAAUAUUUUAUGUGGGUCUUGCAUAGAUAUUUAAAUAGGAUUUUUGUGAAGGACUUGUCUUCUCAGCAUUGCUUUCAAUGCAAAGCGAAUUCAUAUACCAUUAUCAGUAAAAGCUUUCAGCCUUUGCCAUCCAUUUCCUAAGGUUCGUAGAGGACAUGCUAUCAAGACGUUUUAUAGCUUUUGUAAUCGAAGUUCUAAUAUAUAGUAAGAACGAGCACUUCAAGUGUUAUACCAUCUUUCUGUCGUUUUACAAUUAUAUCUUUGCAUCAGGCGGUGUUCUCCAAAGAUUGUUUGCAAAGGAAGAUUUUUAAAUAAUCAGGAAAUAUCAAGAAUUAUGCGCUAAGUGCUACGACGCCCAAGAGUAAGCUCAAAUAGUGGAUGAUUUUUAGGCCAAUUGGUGGAUUUACACAUUUUGGGCGAGAGAAUCAACCGAAAUUUAAGUUUGGGUGAUUGUGUGUGUGUGUGUGCGCGCGCACGCGCACGCGCGUGCGUGCCCGUGUGUGUGUCGAUAUCUUUAAAUGAUUCUACUAUAUAUCAGAUGUUAUUCUAUAAAAGUCGUGUUAACAAAAGUAAUUUGGUAACAGUGAUGCAGUACCUAGGAGCUGCCAAUUUCGAUAAAAAAAAAAAAAAAAAAAGUAUAGCAUGAUUUGACGUGUAAAGAUUUAGGGCAUCUUUCCGCUACAUGAAGCUCCCGUUGAAUUAAGCGCUUAACAAAUAAUUCUUGUGAUCCUGAAAGUCUAUGGACGGAACUUUUUUUUCAUUUUCAAGAUUAUUUUUAAGGCCAGUAGUCAAUAUUAGUUCCGGGUUCCUGACAUAUGUUUGUCUAAAUUCUAAAAUCAUAUAGAGAGAUUCAGGCAUUUUCGAAACGAAUCAAAACAAAUUGUUAAUGCCAAAUGUAAUAUAUAUUUAACGUUUAUCUAACAGGAACAAACUAAAGUAAUUUAAUCAAUGUGCAGUUUUGCACUAAAAGCAUUUUCUUAUAUAAACACAGUCACUCUUCCUAUUUGUCGUAUCUAAAAAUAAUAUUGUGUAUAAUUAUCAACAGUAUAUAAUUGUCUGAUGAAAUAUUCACACUUCAUUUAUUCCUUUCUGUAUUCCAUUAUAUCCAUCACGACUUUUUUGCCACAGAUUAAAUAUCGACAAGUAAAGAUAUCUUAUUAUUUAAAGAAAUUUCCUGUAGUGAGCGUGUUUUAUAUCAGGUAAAACUAAGUUGUUUUAAAUAAGGAAACACGUCAUACCGUGCUUGUUGUCCAGAGUGAAUGUUUCGCACUGAAUUACGAAUUAAGUUUACACAAAUUACUUAAAUUUGUACCUCAUUUGUGUUAGGUUCCUAAGAUUAAUAUUUACUUAAAGACUUCAAUACUAUAUAAAAAAAUAACAAUAAUAAUAAUAAAGAGCCAUGAAUGUACAUAACUGAGGCAAGAUUGAUGACUCAGUCUUAUACAUUUGUUUUUAAUAUUUUGAAAAGUUAUUUGAUUUUAAGCAACAGGAAGAACACUUUAUAUAUCAUUCUUUUAGAAGAAAAAAAACAAUGUUUACUUAUUUACAAAACUACUGUACUGAAUGUGAACUAUCUAAUUUCUUAAAAUGGUAUAAAUAAAGUAUUUUCACAAGUUUAAUAUGAAAAA